UACUAGGACAAGCAUUGUAAGGCGUUUCAUAGUGCAUCUCUCUCGUCACUGCUCUCGCUCCACGGCUGUUAUGCUACAUCCGAUCUCUUUGUGAAUUUUUGCCCGAGUUUAAUACCAUGAACCUAUGAGACAUUUGAAGAGCAUACUACUACUAAAGACGAACUGUAAGACAUUUGAAGAGCAUACUACUACUAAGGACGAACUGAUUGAUGCUGCUGUGUAGGUCUGCUAUCAAUCUCGGGCGUAUCAAAUACCAUUGCACUGUUGUGACCCCUUUGCGACGUCUAUGUAGCAUGUCCGACACCACACAGCCCCCUCAAGGCUAUUCCUUGCCAGCAGAGGUUACUAAAGCAGCGUCGCAAUGGCUGUCUACUUUGAGACCCCCAGUGACCACUCGGGGCAUGAAGGUGAUGGAUGAGUCACAGUUUCACGUCACUGUGCACACGAAAGCCUUGCGCGUGGCGGCGAAGGAGUGCAACGCGUUUGUCACAAACAUGCGCUAUGCACUACUGAAUAUGCCGGGUUCUGUCGCAGGGUUUGAGACCAUCGGACACAUUGCGCACUUCAAUCUGCGCGAAGAUUACCUUCCAUUUAAGGAGAUCAUAGGUCGGAUAGUCAUAGACAAGAAUCAGCACAUCAAGACAGUGGUCAACAAAUUGGGAAAUAUCGACACCACUUUCCGAUUUUUCCAAAUGGAAGUGGUCGCGGGGGAGAAGAACUUCAUAACAGAAGUCAAGGAAAGCGGAUGCCGUUUCCAAUUCGACUACUCCUGUGUUUACUGGAACUCUAAGCUUAGCACUGAGCAUUGGCGGCUGUUGGAGACUUUCACGAAAAAAGAUGUCAUAUGUGAUAUGAUGGCUGGAGUGGGGCCCACAGUCAUUCCGCUCAUAUCCGGCAAGUUCCAUCUCUACAAUAAAUGCGGGAGGCAAUUCGUUCGGGAUUUGGUCGCGGGCUAUGAUAGGGCAGACUCCCCGGUGACCCCAUUUACGCAAGUGGUCAUGAACCUGCCGGCCAGUGCCAUUGAGUUUCUGGAUGUUUUCAUAGGACUGUUUGCCAACAAUCACACAGCCCCUCUCCCCACCAUCCACUGCUAUUGCUUUUCAGCUGAGAGUGACCCGGAAAAGGAUGUGCAAGCGAGGGUGGAGAAAGUGCUCAAAUACCAAUUUACAGCAGACGAUCCCGUAAGCAUUUACGAUGUUCGAGACGUGUCACCGCUGAAGCGCAUGUAUUGUGUGACAUUUUCUUUACCGCCGGGAGUGGCGUACAACACAUCACCAACAAAACGAGCGCAAGUGGAGGAAGCCGACACCCAGGACGGAAAAACUAAAAAAGCUAAAAGCGAUCACGACGAAUAA
Molecule: messenger RNA, 1355 nt
Organism: Sphaeroforma arctica JP610
Lineage: Eukaryota; Ichthyosporea; Ichthyophonida
Exons: 10
Coding region: 210-1355 (381 amino acids)
Biological process (GO): tRNA N1-guanine methylation
Cellular component (GO): cytoplasm
Source: RefSeq, a predicted model, not a curated record